Messenger RNA from Lytechinus variegatus (green sea urchin), 5020 nucleotides. RefSeq names its product zinc finger protein 62 homolog. Gene Ontology annotation, biological process: regulation of transcription by RNA polymerase II. The transcript is spliced from 5 exons. Lineage: Eukaryota; Metazoa; Echinodermata; Echinoidea; Temnopleuroida; Toxopneustidae. The record is from RefSeq and is a predicted model, not a curated record. Gene Ontology annotation, cellular component: nucleus. Bases 182 to 4486 code for a protein of 1434 amino acids. Gene Ontology annotation, molecular function: DNA-binding transcription factor activity, RNA polymerase II-specific; RNA polymerase II transcription regulatory region sequence-specific DNA binding.
UCUACACUCGUUUUAUGGACAAUUGUCGUCUGGUUAUCGAGCGAGCCGAUGGAUUGCAUUGCUGAUCAAUGACUCAAGUUCAAUCAACCCACGCCUAUACAACAAUACGACGUUUUUGAGGAAAUUUGCUGAAGGAAAGGGGAGAAUAUGGGUCAUUUCAAACAUCACAAAUGAAGUCAGCAUGAUGAGGAUCAAACAAGAAGUUAUAGAAGAGGAGGAGGAGGGUUUCUCUCUAGGAGAACCCAUGGAGUUUAAGUCUAGCUGUGGAGGAAAGAUAUGUCUGAAACAAGGAACAGAGGAAUUAACAUCAUUGCCAUCUUCAAAUACUGGGGAAAUAGGAAAUGUCCAACCAAAAGUCAAGCAAGAAGUGGAGAAGAGUGACUUACAUUCACAGUCAGGUUCAGUGCCUACAGGAAACAUAAGCCAAGAGCAUGUAGCAGAGACUUUAACCCCAAAGCAGUGUUCAAAUCCUGGAGAUGAAAGAACUGUCCGACAGAAAGUCAAGCAAGAAGAGAAAAGUGACCUUCAUUCCCAAUCAGAUUCGAUGUCUUCUGAAAACAAAAAGCCAAAGCAAGAAGCAGAGAAUUCAAUCCUACAACAAAAAACAGAGACUUUAACCCCAGACCAUGACGCACAGACUUUAAUCCGAGUGCAAGAAGCAGAAACUUUAACCACAGUGAAUGAAGAAGAGACUUUGACCCCAAUCCAGUCUUCCAGUCUUGGAGAUAAAGGAAUUGCCCAACAGAAAGUCAAGCAAGAAUCAAGGAAGAGUGAGUUAUAUUCCCAAUCAGAUUCUUUGUUUUCUGGAAACACAAACCCAGUCCAAGAAUUAGAGACUUUGACACCAAUGCAGACUUCAUUAUCUCGGGAAAUAGCAGAUGCAAAACAGAAAGUCAAGCAAGAACUAAGGAACAGCGACCAAUCAGAUUUAUUGCCUUUAGGAAACAUAUUAAGACCAAAGCAAGAAGCAGAGAUUUUAACUCCAUUACAGUUUUCAAAUUCUGGAGGUAAAGAAACUGUCCAACAGAAGGUCAAGCAAGAAUUAGAGAACAGUGACUUACAUAAUUUGCAAUCAGAUUCAGUGCCUUCAGAAAAUGUAAAUCCACAAGAAGCAGAUACCUUAGCCUCAGUACAGUCUUCAAAUACUGGGGAAAGAGGAACUGUACAACAGAAAGUCAAGCAAGAAGCAGAGAACAGUGACUUACAUAAUUUGCAAUCCGGUUCAGUGCCUUCAGGAAAUGUAAAUCCACAAGAAGCAGAGACCUUAGCCACAGUACAGUUUUCAAAUUCUGGGGAAAAGGGAACUGUCCAACAGAAAGUCAAGCAAGAAGUAGAGGACAGUGAUGUACAUUCCCAAUCAGAUUCAAUGUUUUCAUCAAUCACCAUUGAAAUUGUCCUCAAGGAAGAGCAAUCAGCCGUGCCAUCAUCUGCGGGAAAAGCUUGUGGUGCGCAGUUUGUAGAUCCCAUAAAAGACAUCAGCAAUCAUGAUCAGAACCUUAAAAAGGCAGGGGGACAAGAGAAAAGCAUUUUCAGACUACCUCAAGUAAGGAAUACAAUGCCAAAGGAUGAUGCCAUGUCAGGAACAAACAUGCAAGAGGAAUCCAGUCCACAGGAUACUAUCUGUGAUGAAGCUAGAGAUCCUAACAAAUCCAAAGAACCACUGGCAUCGUCACAUCUUGUGAAUUCAAGUCAAAAUCGAGACAGACCAAGUGCACAAGCCGAAAACCCAAAUAGCACUAAUGGUAUACCGCUAGGCGUACUAAACAUCAUGAGGAAAAUUAGUGGGGGCAAAGUAUGCCGUCUCAAACUGAAGAAGUGUAAAAUUCCUGAGCAGUGUGUGAAUCCCACAAAAGACGUCAGCAAUCAUGAUCAGAACCUUAAUAAGGCAGGGGGACCAGAGAGAGAGGAUAGCAUUUCCAGAAUACCUCGAGUAACAGACACAAUGCCACAGGAUAGUGCAGUUUCAGAAACAUCUAUGACUGAUCAAGAGGAAUCCAGUCCACAGGGUGAUCUAACCACAGUUCCUUUGGAAUCUCGGGAACUACUGACAUCAACAAGCCAUAUGAAUUCAGUCCCAGGUCAAGGAGGAACAUCUAUGACUGACAAGCAAGAGGAAACCAGUCCACAGGAUGUGUCUGAUGAUAUAACAGCAGAUCCCCCAGAAUCCCAAGAACUACUGACAUCGACAAGCCAUAUGAAUUCAGUCCCAGGUCAAGGAGGAACAUCUAUGACUGACAAGCAAGAGGAAACCAGUCCACAGGAUGUGUCUGAUGAUAUAACAGCAGAUCCCCCAGAAUCCCAAGAACUACUGACAUCGACAAGCCAUAUGAAUUCAGUCCCAGGUCAAGGAGGAACAUCUAUGACUGACAAGCAAGAGGAAACCAGUCCACAGGAUGUGUCUGAUGAUAUAACAGCAGAUCCCACAGAAUCCCAAGAAAUUCUGACAUCGACAAGCCAUAUAAAUUCAGUCCCAGGUCAAGGAGGAACAUCUAUGACUGACAAGCAAGAGGAAACCAGUUCACAGGAUGCUUUGUAUGAUGAUAAGACCAAGGAUCCGCAGCAAUCUCAGGAAAUUCUGACAUCGAUAAGCCAUGUGAAUUCAAUUGAAAAGCAAGUAGAUCCACGUCCCCUGCCGGAAAGCACAAAUAAUGCUGAUAGUAUUCUAGAUGAGACAGCCCUUAUGAGGAAAUAUGGUGGUGGCAAGAUUUGUCGUCUCAAGUUGAAGAAAUGUGACAAUUUGCUAAAGUCUGAAAGUUCAGUAGCAAAAAGGAAGCAAUAUCGAGUAACAUUCAAAGAAGAAAAAACAUUUGAGUGUUCACAUUGUGAGAAGAAAUUUGCACACCAGCAAAGUCUUAACUCUCAUCUUGUAACCCACACAGGAGAGAAAAAGUAUGAGUGUUCUUAUUGCAAAAAGAAAUUCGGACAUGCGACUAAUCUCCAGGUUCACAUCAGAAUUCACACAGGAGAAAAACCUUAUGAAUGUUCACAUUGCGAAAGGAAAUUUGCAUAUAAGACUAGCCUCAACUGUCAUCUUGUAACCCACACGGGAGAAAAACCGUAUGAAUGUCCACAAUGUGAAAAGAAAUUCGGACGCAAGCAUCACCUCAACAUUCAUCUGGCAACACACUCGAGCGAAAAACCUUAUGAGUGUCCACAUUGUAAAAAGAAAUUUAAACAUAAGAGUGAUAUCAGGUCUCAUCUCUUCUUACACACGGGUAAAAAACCUCAUGAAUGUCCACAAUGCAAAAUGAAAUUUGCAUUCAAGGGUAGUCUAAAAUCUCAUCUUGUUACCCACACAGGGGAAAAAACUUUUGAGUGUUCACACUGUGACAAGAAAUUUGCACAAAAGAGUAGUCUCAGCUAUCAUCUCUUGUCCCAUUCAGGAGAAAAGCCUUUUGAAUGUCCAAAAUGCGACAAGAAAUUUACAACAAAGAAAUAUCUCCAGACUCACCUCCGAUGCCACACAGGAGAAAAGCCCUAUGAAUGUUCACAUUGUAAAAAGAGAUUUUCAUCUAAGAGUGCUCUCAACUCUCAUCUCUUAACUCACACAUCAGAAAAACGUUAUGAAUGCCCACAAUGUAAAAGGAAAUUUGCGCGCAACAGACAGUUCAAACAUCAUCUCUUACUCCACAAAGAUGAAAGAGCUUAUAAAUGUUCACAUUGUGAAAAGAGAUUUGUAACUAAGAGUGCACUCAAUAAUCAUAUGCAUUUGCAUACAAAAGAUAAACAGUUUGAAUGUCCACAUUGUGAAAGGAAAUAUAGACGAAAAGAUUGUCUCCACAUUCAUCUAAAGACACACACCGGAGAAAAACCUUAUCCAUGUCCACAUUGCACAAGGAAAUUUGCAUAUAAGACUAGCCUCGAUUAUCAUCUCUUAACCCACACAGGAGAAAAACCUCAUGAAUGUCCACAAUGCAAACAGAAAUUUGGACAUAAGAAAAGUCUUAACAAUCAUCUCCUAAGGCAUGCCGGAGAAAAACCUUAUAAGUGUUCACUUUGUGAAAAAAAAUAUGUACUUAAGACUAGUCUGGACAUGCAUUUGGCGACACAUACAGGGGAAAAACGUUAUGAGUGUUCACAUUGUGGAAUGAAAUUUGUACAUAGGAGUUAUCUCAGAAAUCAUCUCAAAGUCCACAAAGGCAAAAAGAGUCAUGAAUGUCCACACUGCAAAAAGAAAUUUUUAAGGAAGAGUCAACUUACAAGUCAUCUCCUAACACACACAGGAGAACAAGCAUACGAGUGUGAACAAUGCAAAACAAAAUUUAAAUAUAAACAUGGCCUACGUGUCCAUCUCAGAAUACACACAGGGGAAAAGCCAUAUAAGUGUUCACAGUGCAAAAUGAAAUUCAGACUCAAGAGUGCGCUUAACCGUCAUCUCUUAACCCACACAGGGGUAAAACCCUAUGAUUGCAAACGUUGCAAAAAGAAAUUUGCACGUAAGGAGAGUCUUAACAUUCAUCUCCGAAAACAUGCAUGUACAAAAUAACACCUUAAUGUUCACAUUGCAAAAAGUUGUAUGCACAUAAGAAAAGUCUUAACAUGCUUUUCUUAACCCAUUCAGGAGAAUAACCUUAAAAAUUUUCAUUAUGCAAAGAGUAUGUUUAAACAUAUUCCAGAAUCAUUUCCUGUGAGAUGAGAAAGAACAACAACGCCUAAUGAAUGUUCACAUUGUGAAAAGAAAUUUGUUACCAAGAGUUCAGUCAAUGCUCAUAUGCCUUCCCAGGAUGAAACCAUUAUAAAUAUUCACAUUGUGAAAAGAAACUUGCCAUGAGAAUAGUCUUAACAUUCAUCUCUUAACGCUCACGUGAGACAAAAAUGAUCUUAUCAAAGUUCACAUUUGAAAAAGGAAAUUUGCACAUAAGAUUUAUUUUAUUCUUCCAUCUUUCUCCCUCUCUUGUCCCUGCACACACUUACCCUGACACACUAGCGUACCUACAGGGUACACACUACGAGACACAAGCCAUGCAAAGGACGUAUCCCUCCCCCCGACGAGCUUGAAAACCUUCCCCCCCCCUGACGA